AUGCCCCUCGUACCGCCCCAGGCCAUCCCGACCUUCUUGCGGUCCCUCUCCUCCUCGCUUCCCUCGUCCUCCCCACAAUCCGCAACGGCCCUUGUCUCGCUCCUCGCCGCCACCAGCCUUGGUCACGGUCAGACGUGGCUGCCACACUGCCUCAAGCUCGCCCUCGACCCCCACCCGAGACUCGCACCCGGCGUCGCCGUCCCUCCAGAACCUGUCGACCACCCGCUCCUCGACCUCGACCUUCACCCUCGGCGGUUCCUCGUCGCGCAGCUCAAGGAGGCCCUCGUCAAGUCGGCCUCGCUCAUCGGCGUCCCACGCGUCAUCUGCGCCCUCAUCGACCUCGAGGGCGCCCUCGAGGACCCGCGCGACCUGAGCAAGGCGUUUGUGCGGCGAGGACUUGAGGAGGGCACGGUUGCUGAGCGGCGUCAGGCGGGUCGGCGAGGGCUGCGGAGCGUGUAUCGGAGCGAGCUGGACGGCAUCUUCGACCUUAUGCACGAGCGAGGGCUCGACGACUUGCGCUAUCUUUCCGAAACGACUACAUACGGCACCUUCCUCACGCCGCACGCCGCUCCCGUACCUCGCCGCGACGCGUCAACACCCCCCUCGCCGGAUCCGCUCGCCCACGACCCUCGCCUCCUCUCGCUCGUCACCCUCGCGUGCCUCGUCCCGCAGCGAUCGGCUCGCGAGCUCCACUGGCACCUGCGCGGCGCGAUCAGGCGCGGCUGGACCCGCGACGAGGUCGAGCAGGUGCAGGGCGCCGUCGAGCAGGCGUGCGAGGCGUGCGGCGUCGACGGCGUCGGCGAGGGCAUGCCUCGAGUGCGAGACGUUGAGGUCCAGGACGAGGAGCGUCUUUGAGCGGCAUGGCGGGUCGAGGCGGGGCUCGCGCUGUUGAGAAGGAGGCGAGGUCGGCGGCCACGAGGCCGGGCGAGGGCCGUGCGCUUCUCUCGGUCCUGCCGCAAUGAAGACCUCUCGGCAGC
Messenger RNA from Rhodotorula graminis WP1, 977 nucleotides. RefSeq lists its product as uncharacterized. The record is from RefSeq and is a predicted model, not a curated record. NCBI's taxonomy places the organism in Eukaryota, Fungi, Basidiomycota, Microbotryomycetes, Sporidiobolales, Sporidiobolaceae. Bases 1 to 855 code for a protein of 284 amino acids. The transcript has 2 exons.